Messenger RNA from Papaver somniferum (opium poppy), 1108 nucleotides. RefSeq lists its product as uncharacterized. The record is from RefSeq and is a predicted model, not a curated record. The transcript has 5 exons. NCBI's taxonomy places the organism in Eukaryota, Viridiplantae, Streptophyta, Magnoliopsida, Ranunculales, Papaveraceae. The coding region runs from base 132 to 905 and encodes 257 amino acids.
UUAGAAAACACGACCAAAGAAACUUAGAUCAAUUCAAAGUGCAACAGGUUAUUAAAUAGUUACUUAUUUGAUCUGCAUCCAAAAGAAAGAAGAAAAAAAGUUGCUAAUUAUCAGAACAGAGACAGAGAGAAAUGAGUUUCUUGGCAAGAAGAACAGCAAGUGUUGAAGGUGCUUACUUUUACCAAGAAUCAAAGCUUGCUGUUAGUCGUCUUGUUGAAAAGAAUAAGAAGAACAACCCUAAUUUCGCUUCUCCUUUGAAUUCUUCAAUUUCAGUGGUUGAAAAUGAAACCCAAGCUGAUGUUCUUCCAGAGAUUCUCAAACAUUCUCUACCUUUAAAGAUUUCUGAACCAUUUUCAGAGUCUUCAACAACCUCUACUGCUUCGAAAUGGAAUCUUCCUCGUGAUGUCUCCAAAGUUCAUUCUCUCUCUACUGAAGCUAUUAACCCUUUUGGAUCAUAUAUUGCUCUACCUCAAGUUACUCUUGGACCCAAAAGGUGGCUAUUUCCAGAAGGGGAAAACUCGGUUUUUGCUUCUACAGCAAAUGAUCUGAGAACUGACAGAUAUAACAUAUAUGGUGAUGCUGAAAACUUGAAGGCCAUAUCAGCAGGGAUUUCACAAAUUGGAGCUUCAUUUGCUAUAGCUACCGUAGUUGUGUUUGGUGGUGCAGCUUUGGCAUUUGGAAUAACAGCCUCAAAGCUAGAUAUACAUAAUGGUGAAGAUAUCAAAACGAAAGGAAAAGACCUUCUCCAGCCAAAAUUUGAUGGUGUCAGAGAUCAACUGGUUCCUGUGCGAAUUUGGGCAGAGAAUAAGUCAAAGGGAUGGCGUACUGGAAUGGACAAGCAAGUUCAGGAAAAUCGUCUGGUUAAAGAGCUUUCAAAAAACUUGGGUCUGAAGGAAUCCAACUGAAAUUUGCAUCAGUUGGUUUAAAAACUUGUGUUGUUUUAAACUCCUAUGUUAAUAUUAGCUCGUCAGUAUUUCAAUUUUGUUAUCAUUGUAGAAUAGGUAGAAUCUGUGCCAUACCAUCAUCGUCAGUUUGAGUAUCAUGUAUCUAAUCACAACUCUCUCCCAGUUUGUCGUAUGAAUAUGAAUAUGAGCUCUGCCUUCUCUCC